AUGUCUGCAAAAUGGGAUGCUAGAUAUCUUGGACCCGUUCCUCAUGACGCCGCGUACUACUCAAAAUGUAUGCUCGGUGGUAUCCUGGCUUGCGGUAUCACGCACGCCGGUAUCACUCCCUUGGAUGUUACCAAAUGUAACAUGCAGGUCAGCCCCGCGAAAUACACCGGUCUUGGGUCAGGCCUCAAGCUCCUCCUGAAGGAGGAGGGUUCCAAUGGUAUCUGGAAAGGCUUUGGUCCCACGUUCGUCGGCUACUCGCUCCAGGGCAUGUUCAAGUACGGUUUGUAUGAAGUCUUCAAGGACUUCUACAUGAACUUGGCCGGUGAGGAGAUUUCCGAGAAGUACAAGGGUGCUAUCUGGCUUGCCGGUUCUGCUUCCGCUGAAGCCUUCGCCGAUGUCGCCCUGUGCCCUCUCGAGAUGACCAAAGUUAAGAUUCAGACCAGUCCCGCCGGCACUUUCCCUACCGCUUUCGGUGCUGCUUUGAAGGAAAUGAGCAAGCAGAAGAUCGAAACCCGUUAUCCUUUCGGUUCCCUUGUCCCUCUCUGGUCGCGUCAGAUCCCCUACACCAUGGCCAAGUUCUACUUCUUCGAAAAGACCGUCCAAUUGUUCUACACCCACGUCUUCCCUCAGCCUAAGGAAACCUACAGCAAGACCACUCAACUUGGUGUUACUUUCGCUUCUGGUUACAUCGCUGGUGUUGUUUGUGCCGUCGUCUCACACCCUGCUGAUUCCCUCGUCUCGCAACUCGGAAAGGCCGCCAACAAGGGCAAGUCAAUCGGUACCAUCGCCAGCGAAGUCGGAUUUGGAACAUUGGCCACUAAGGGUCUCGGAACUCGUGUCCUCAUGAUUGGUACUUUGACUGGCUUCCAAUGGUGGAUCUAUGACUCUUUCAAGGCAGCCAUGGGAAUGGGUACGACCGGUGGCAAGUAA
Messenger RNA from Desarmillaria tabescens, 930 nucleotides. RefSeq names its product mitochondrial carrier protein. Lineage: Eukaryota; Fungi; Basidiomycota; Agaricomycetes; Agaricales; Physalacriaceae. Gene Ontology annotation, cellular component: mitochondrial inner membrane. The record is from RefSeq and is a predicted model, not a curated record. The transcript is spliced from 6 exons. Gene Ontology annotation, biological process: mitochondrial phosphate ion transmembrane transport. Gene Ontology annotation, molecular function: phosphate transmembrane transporter activity. The coding region runs from base 1 to 930 and encodes 309 amino acids.